UUUGCAGAACAUGAUGGGUUCCAACUAGAUCUCGGCCCUUUGAAAGAACCACUGGGAUUUAUACGUGUGCUGGAAUGGGAUCUGCUGUUCACUGGGAUCUUCACGUUUCUUUGGCUGGUGUCUUCAUCUGCCUGGGGAAAAGGGCUUACUGAUGUGAAAUGGGCAACUAGUCCAAAUACGCUUGUGUCCAUAGUGGAAGUUUGUAAACAACCAUCAACCAACAAGUGCACUGCUGGGCAUCUCCCCCUUAUGGGCCGCCUCAAUUCCUCUGUGAUAUUUGGAUUUCUCAACCUUAUCAUGUGGGGAGGAAACUGCUGGUUCAUCUAUAAGGAGACACCGUUCCACAGGUCGACCAAUCAGCCAGAGGGCGCCAGACAGCAGGUCCCACAUUCAUCAAGCAGGUGUUUUUACAGUAUUAAGGUGGUGCUACAUAACACCCCACCCAACUGAUCUUAGCCAUCUACCAGAUGUGACCUGUUUUAUAAAUGCCACAAAGGUCCUCUUCUAUAAUAUCAUUAGAUAUUUUAAAAUAUGUUCAAAUUUCAGUUUGUAUAUUACACACUACAGCAAAGCUUUAUAUUUAGUGAAAAUGCAUUGUUACAUUUUGAAGGUACAUAGAGCACCUUAGCAAAAACCUGUUUGUAUGAAAUUGUGCCUUCUGAUAUAUUGUCACUGUUGUUAUUAAAAUGAAACAUUUCGUCUCUUUACUUCCACUGUUAAGUUUCUGAUGUCAUUCGAGUCUGGUUUAUACUGGUUUUGUGAUUGUUGUGAUGUUCUCUUUUUGUGGAAAUUGAAGUUGCACUGUACAGUAUAUGCCCAUGCCGUUGUGUUUUCUCAUUCCCAUCACGGCCUUAUAAGUUGUCAUCUCAGUUUAUAUUUCUACUGUGCCUCUGAGUGAUUAAAUGUAAUUUUAUUAAUUAUUUGAACUGUGUGACUUAUAACUCAAGUUACACUGCCAAAUAUGUUAACAUGUCAAACCAGGCAAAAAAAAACAAAACUUUUUGUUGUAUGUGUUUAACAAAAACU
Xyrauchen texanus (razorback sucker) is the source of this 1026-nucleotide messenger RNA. RefSeq names its product synaptoporin-like. The transcript is spliced from 3 exons. NCBI's taxonomy places the organism in Eukaryota, Metazoa, Chordata, Actinopteri, Cypriniformes, Catostomidae. Gene Ontology annotation, cellular component: synaptic vesicle membrane; synaptic vesicle. The record is from RefSeq and is a predicted model, not a curated record. The annotation marks the transcript as partial.